AUGUGGUUCCUCGCUCUGGUCCUGGGCUCCCUCGUCACUUUCACAGCUUGGGGGCACCCACCUUCGCCCCCGGUGGUGGACACCGCGCAGGGCCAGGUCCUGGGGAAGUAUGUCAGCCUAGAAGGAUUCGCACAGCCCGUGGCCGUUUUCCUGGGAGUCCCCUUUGCCAAGCCGCCGCUCGGACCCCUGAGGUUUGCUCCUCCGCAGCCUGCAGAGCCAUGGACCUUCGUGAAGAACACCACCACCUACCCGCCUAUGUGCUCCCAAGACGCCGUGUCAGGCCAGGUUCUCUCGGAGCUCUUUACCAACAGAAAGGAGAACAUUCCUCUCAAGUUCUCCGAGGACUGCCUCUACCUAAACGUCUACACGCCCGCCGACUUGAGGAGGAAGAGCAGGCUGCCGGUGAUGGUGUGGAUCCACGGAGGUGGUCUGGUGGUGGGCGGGGCGUCCACCUAUGACGGGCUGGCCCUCUCUGCCCAUGAGAACGUGGUGGUGGUGACCAUUCAGUACCGCCUGGGCCUCUGGGGAUUCUUCAGCACAGGGGACGAGCACUGUCCGGGGAACUGGGGCCACUUAGACCAGCUGGCCGCGCUGCGCUGGGUCCAGGAGAACAUUGCCAGCUUUGGAGGGGACCCAGGCUCGGUGACCAUCUUCGGAGAGUCAGCGGGAGGGGAAAGUGUCUCUGUUCUUGUGUUAUCUCCCCUGGCCAAGAAUCUCUUCCACCGGGCCAUCUCUGAGAGUGGUGUGUCCCUCAUUGCUUCCCUGGCCAAGAAAGACAUGAAGGCCACAGCUCAGCAAAUCGCUGCCUUUGCCGGCUGUAAAACCACCACCUCGGCGGGCCUGGUGCACUGCCUGCGCCAGAAGUCGGAGGACGAGCUCCUGGAGACGUCGCUGAGGAUGAAUUUUUUCAGCCUUGAUUUACAUGGAGACCCCCGAGAGAGCCAUCCCUUCAUGACCUCUGUGGUUGAUGGAGUGCUGCUGCCGAAGAUGCCGGAGGAGCUUCUAGCUGAAAAGCAGUUCAACUCCGUUCCGUACAUCGUCGGAAUCAACCAGCAAGAGUUCGGCUGGAUUAUUCCAUUGAUGAUGGGUUACCCGAUCUCUGAAGGCAAGCUGGACCAGAAGACAGCCACGUCACUCUUGUGGAAGUCUUAUCCCGUCACUAACAUCCCUGAGGCACUGACUCCAGCGGUCAUUGAGAAGUAUUUAGGAGGGACCGACGACCCUGUCAAAAAGAAAGACCAGUUCUUGGCGUUGCUGGGAGACGUGGUAUUUGGUGUCCCAGCUGUGACUGUGGCCCGUGGCCACAGAGAUGCCGGCGCCCCCACCUACAUGUAUGAGUUUCGGUAUCGCCCAAGCUUCUCGUCAGACACGAGGCCCAAGACGGUGGUAGGGGACCACGGGGAUGAGAUCUUCUCAGUCUUCGGGGCUCCAUUUUUAAAAGACGGCGCCUCAGAAGAGGAGAUCAAACUCAGCAAGAUGAUGAUGAGAUUCUGGGCCAACUUCGCUCGGAAUGGGAACCCCAACGGGGAGGGGCUGCCCCAUUGGCCCGUGUAUGACCAGCAGGAAGGGUACCUGCAGAUCGGCGCCACCACCCAGGCAGCCCAGAAGCUGAAAGAUGAGGAAGUGGCGUUCUUCACCGAGCUCCUUGCCGAGGACACAGCCAGGAAGUCACCCCAAACAGAGCGUAUUGAGCUGUGAAGGGGAGGCCCAUCCAGCCUCCACGAUCUGGGGGAACUUAGGGGUCAUUCCACAGAAGGUGUUUAUGGCCGAAAAGGUGCCUUAGUGCCUGGUGGGAGUGGGCGGAGACCACGGAGCGGGAGCUUCUACAGCUGUGGCCUUAAUUUUGGAAAGAAUGUUCCUUUGG
This is a messenger RNA of Eptesicus fuscus (big brown bat), 1864 nucleotides long. RefSeq names its product carboxylesterase 1 (gene CES1). The coding region runs from base 1 to 1698 and encodes 565 amino acids. Gene Ontology annotation, biological process: lipid catabolic process. Gene Ontology annotation, cellular component: endoplasmic reticulum; lipid droplet. Gene Ontology annotation, molecular function: carboxylic ester hydrolase activity. Lineage: Eukaryota; Metazoa; Chordata; Mammalia; Chiroptera; Vespertilionidae. The record is from RefSeq and is a predicted model, not a curated record. The transcript has 14 exons.